Messenger RNA from Lampris incognitus (smalleye Pacific opah), 513 nucleotides. RefSeq names its product centromere protein W (gene cenpw). Gene Ontology annotation, cellular component: kinetochore; nucleoplasm. The transcript has 3 exons. Gene Ontology annotation, molecular function: protein heterodimerization activity; DNA binding. Gene Ontology annotation, biological process: kinetochore assembly; mitotic cell cycle; chromosome segregation. Lineage: Eukaryota; Metazoa; Chordata; Actinopteri; Lampriformes; Lampridae. Bases 85 to 318 code for a protein of 77 amino acids. The record is from RefSeq and is a predicted model, not a curated record.
CGGUCUUUUUGACAUGUAAAUAAAGCUAUCGCGUUGAAGUUCCCUCUUAACUUUAGUAUAAAACGUUUUUUUAAUAUUGCUAUUAUGAUGAAAAAAGCGCCAAGAAGUACUUUGAACGCUAUGAUUAAACCAAAACUGAAGCGUAAUCUUAAACUGAAGAUCGCGACGGACGCAAUGGUUGAACUGGCAGUGCGGAUGUUCUUAAAUAGUGUUGCAGAGGAAGCAAGAAUGAGAGCGUUUGAGGACAAAUCUGCAACCAUCAGAGCACACCACGUGGUUAAAGUCGCUGAGAGAAUGCUGAGAAAAGCAAGAGGCUGACACCAGAAUAAGGAUCAUGGAAGAACAGCAUCCCCAUGGUCACUAUGUGACAACUACAUCAAUAGCAUUAAUGUUACGUAACAUAAUUUCUCUUUCUGAAUUGUUGCUUUAACUGUUUGUGUAUUUUACAUUGUACAUAUUUUGCCAGCACCUUCCUUCUUGUAUAGUACAUCAUCCUUUAUUAAAUUUUGUUUU